GGGCGCAGCGUUUUGAAGUCAUCGGAUUUGUUGGAAUUAUGGGGUCGUCACCAGAGAUGGAGAGGUUUGGUUUGUCUGAUGUGGAAUAUUCGUUCAUGAUGGAUCCUUUGAAACGACGCCACAACCAAUCAAAGAAGCAAACAAUAUACGGGAUUUUCGCCUCAGAUGAUUCUGAUUCAGAGCCUGAAAGAAGUGGCUUCGGUGGACGUGAAGCUGGUUUCAAGCGUAAGGGUGCCAAUUAUUCAGCACCGAUCACCUUUGUCAGUGGUGGAGUGAAGGUAGGGUAUAUUUAUGUUAAGGAAGGCUAGGUGACAAAUAGUGAGAUUCAUCGACGAGCUAACAAUUCAGUGUUCCCAAUUCUAUGUUGUGAAUAGAUUCUUAAGUGUUGCGAUCAUCUGAGAGGUUGUAAUAGUUACAUUGCCGCUUAGUUAUAAAUCACCUUUUUGCUUCUUAUUAUUUCAAGUUGUAUGAACUCAUUAGGCUCCAGUAAAGAUGCCUGGGAUAGAUAUACCCAUUGUUUAGCUAAUAUUUUGGCAGUAAACCUUUACUGUCAAAAUGAUUAAGUAGUUCAGUCGUACGGAAGAUGUGCCAAUUAUUUUUUGUGCAUAAUAGCUGUCUAGAACAUGCAUUUGUUGUGUCUCAUGUUUGUUUCGUUCAUUUAUUCAACUAAUUUGCAAGUCUCGUUUGUCAUGUAAAAAUGUGUUUUCGAAGGUCCUAAGUAUUUUCUGUCAUUGUAGGCAGGUGCUGGUGCUUCGUCUGGUCCGAAAGAAAAUAACGAAGAAGUCGACCAGAUUUCGGAUGAUGAAGACGACAAAUCUGUCCUAAGGAGUUUGCGUCCUUAUCAUGAUUCAGACUCUGACUCACCAAAUUCCGAUAUUUAUCGUAAACCUGACAAGCCUGUGGGCAUAUCCGUUGGGGCCAGUCGACGUGUAGCAGCAGCCGCUGCAGCGGCGAAGUCUGCGACCUCUGGUUUCGGGGCUUGGGAAAGGCACACAAAGGGUAUUGGAAUGAAACUUUUAGAGCAGAUGGGUUACGAACCGGGCAAGGGUCUUGGUUCUGACGGUCGGGGUAUUGUUACUCCAGUUCAAGCUGUCCAACGAGUGGGGAAAGUAUCAGUAGGGUACUAUGGAUCUGAAAAAGCUCCCGCCCCUCGUCGAGGAAAUGAGACUGUCGUUGAAGGUUCAGACUCUGUCGGGCCACGUUACAAGAAAAGGCCUGGAUUACAACGGAGUCAAGCAUUAAAGCCUAUACAGGAGUAUAAAACUACUGAGGAAUUAGUCGCCGAUCUUUGUCCUGCAACCCCUGCUACAGCUGUUAGGCGACAUGGGAUUUUCUUGGAGAACAGUGAAUUGUCCAAAGUAAAGGUUAUCGAUAUGACAAGUAAAGAGCAAAAGGUGUACUCUGGUUAUGAAGCUGCUUUAUCUCGUGUUGUGCAAAGGCGCCGAAAACCGGGAGAUAAUUCUACUCUCUCAGAUGAAGAAAAUCCAGAUGUUGAUGGUAAACGAAUCGAAAAAAGGUUGGAAGGGAAUUUCUUUGAUUGUCCCGCUCUGCGACACAAUUUCGCCCUGAUAAUGCGGUCCGCUGAAGAUGAAAUUAGGAGGUUUGAUCGGGCUGCUAGAUUCGAGGAAGAUCGCGCAGUUGGUUUAGAACAUGAAAUCGAAAAAUUAACUGAGAUAGUUGACGGAGAAGAAUCUGAAGUGAAUCACCUCAAGAAAGCUUUAUUUUUAAUAAAGAAGUUUGAAGAUGAAGUUACGUUUCAUUCAGGCUGUGAUACGAACUUAACAUCUGAAGCUAUUUCAUCUUGGGUAUCACUUAUACGUGAGGAAUGUGCUAACCUAGUAGAAAUGCCUGUUCUCAUGGCAUCGAUCGCUCGCCCAAUGUUGGAUAAUUCACUUGCUAGAUGGGAUCCUCUAAAGGAACCUACAUUUUGUCUCGAUUUGUUGGGACACUGGAGGGAUUUCUUUCAAAAUUCUUGCGCAUUCGAUGUUAUACUUGAAACAAGCUGGUUGAGCGCCAUACGCCGCACUAUCGUUAACGAAUGGAAUCCUCGAGACUGCGAACCUCUCUUGGAGGUUCUCGAAGCCUGGCAACCUUUGUUACCGGAUGAUAUGUUGCAGCGCAAAAUACUCGACCAACUGAUUCUUCCAAAAUUACAGGAUGCUGUUUCCUCAUGGAAUCCGUUAACUGAUACAGUACCUGUUCACACUUGGUUGCAUCCCUGGCUACCUUGGUUUGGAGGAGUUGAACGUCUCGCGUGUUUGCAUGAUAUGGUUCUCCAGAAGUUAGGAAGUUGCCUUACCAACUGGCAUCCUAGUGAUGCAUCUGCCCGCUCAGUCCUAAUGCCUUGGCGAACCAUUUUCCCGGUCACGUCCAUGGCAGCUUUCUUAAGUCGCCAUGUGGUGCCGAAACUUGCUUUAGCGUUGCAACAGUUUCAACUUAAUCCCGCUAAACAAAACAUGGAUCCGUGGAAUUGGGUGAUGCGUUGGGCAGACUUGAUUGGUCCGGCUGUACUUGUAAACCUACUUGAACAUCAUUUCUGGUCACGUUGGCUGUCAGUCCUUUCAAGUUGGCUGAAUCAGGGGGUAGAAGCUAGGCAACGUGGAGACCACACUGCUGCCGGUCAAGUUUAUCAAGAAGUUGGCCGUUGGUAUGCUGGUUGGAAAGGUCAGUUACCUCCUGAGUGUAUGGAAUAUGCAAGUGUCAAAGAUGCUUUGACAAAAGCUUUGGCAAUGAUGGAACGUUCAAUGAGAGGGUUACCGCCUCAAGUAAGUUAUUGUGGGUUUGGAUUCUUUGAGAUGUCAUUUUAAAUACUGUUUGUUGAGUUACUUAGGUGGCUUCUUAACCAUAAGUUCUUCUUAAUUGUAUAUUCACAAAGUUCAGGUGGAUAUGCGAUGCAAGAAUUCCAUUAAAAAGUAGGGAAACUCAAAAUACCAUUACCUAAACUCUAAUGGCUUUCAAAAAUUUAGAUAAAUUUUGUUUGUCAAGUAAAAUAGUUCAUUUAAUCUAACCAUGGAUCUCUCACUCCUGACAUAAUUUUAAAUCAAUUAUAAGAUCGCAAAAUGUAUCAAUUACAUCCACAAUGAUUACGUAACGAGGCUUUCUGCGAUGCAAAUAUGUAACUUCUAAUUAUACGUACGCAUUUCCUAAAUGUCAGGAAACACGUAAUCUAAGAGUACGUAACUUACAAAGUAAUUACUGUUUGCUAAGUCAUUUUGCUAAACAAUACUGCUGACAUCUCCCAAGAGUACCAGAUAAUGGUAGUAGUCUAGUCUGGAAAAAAUAUAUUAUUUGUAGACUUAAGAUAAACUUCUAACUUGCUUUAAGUCUUGUGUACUUCUGGGAAUCCGCACUCUAUUUAGGAACCUCAGGUCUCAAAGCAAGGUCAGUCAGAUGUGUCAAGGUAUCCUGCUGGCUCAUCAGGCGUACUUCCGCCAGCUUUUGGAUCAUCAACACCUUUGGUUGCUCCUCCUCCGACAACACUACGUAAACAAGUUGAACAAGUAGCAGCGCAGCGCGGCUUCUUAUUCCAUCCUAUUUCAAACAGGAUGUUCGAAGGUCAACAAGUAUACAGACUGGAAUCAUUACAAGUGUUUUUCGACCGCAACGUCAGUUAUGUGUACAAUCCCAGUGAUGGUGGCUGGCUUCCUGUUACAUUUGCUGAGUUGAUGACCCGUGCUCAGUACUGACUUAAUCUUUUGAUUUUGUAAAUUUCUUUUUCAAACAUUACUUCUCACAAGGUUAUUGUAUAUAGUUACUUCCAGAUUUUCUUUGUAAUUUCUCCUGAGUGAUAUAAAAAGAUAAUUGCGAU
Molecule: messenger RNA, 3808 nt
Organism: Schistosoma bovis
Lineage: Eukaryota; Metazoa; Platyhelminthes; Trematoda; Strigeidida; Schistosomatidae
Source: the annotation of a GenBank genome assembly